CCGCUCGCAUUGCAACUUUUGCAGGGACUCUACAGACAUGUCGUACACUAGCUGAAGUCAACCUGCAAUUUGGCUCAACAUUUGAGCCAAAAAACUAUUCACAAUCGUCAGGGUUUUGUUGCAGAAAUAAUACACUAUAUUUUUCCCGUGGACUGAGCACGAAUUUGUAACCUUGGAUGGGAUUUUAGAUUUUUCUUCUCACUAAUGAACUGAGCUAGUAAUGCAGGAGACAGCGACUCUGUCAGGGGCUCAAGAUGGCAGAUUUUUACUGAGUUCUGAACAGAUAUCUCGCUUUAUUUUUUGCCAUGAAUAACAGAAGUCCUUGCACCGAUGGCCCCUGUAUACGAAGGUAUGGCCUCGCAAGUGCAAGUCUUGUCCCCUCACACUCUCCAGUCAAGUGCCUUCUUUAGCGUGAAGAAGCUGAAGGUGGAGCAGAGUUCAUACUGGGAUAUGACAGGGUACGGCACGCACAGCAAAGUCGUCUACAGUCAGAACAGCAAGCAGCAAGUGUCCCACGCCACCCCUCUUGGCAUCAACUCCUCUCUGCCCUACGAGCAGCCAGCGCUCAUCUUCCCGUCUAGCGCGGGGCACAUCGUGGUCGCCUCGGCCAGCAGUACCUCGGGCACCGCAGGGCCUCUGGGGCCUCUGUUGGGCUUGGCCGGUAGCAGUAGCGGCAGUGGAGGCGGAAGCGGAGGAGGAAGUGGUGGAGCCAUCCACAACCUGACCCGUCGCAGCACCGUCAGUCUGCUGGACACCUACCAGCGAUGCGGGCUUAAGCGCAAGAGUGAGGAGCUUGACAACAGCAACAGCAGCGUGACGAUCAUCGAGGAGCACGGCGGCGGCACAACGAUGAUCCAGAACGCAGCCAGCGGGGCCGCUGUGGCUACGGCCACGGCAACGGCCACAUCGACAGCCACCUCCAAGAACAGUGGCUCCAACAAUGAAGGGGACUACCAGUUGGUGCAGCACGAGGUGGUCUGCUCCAUGACCAACACCUACGAGGUGCUAGAGUUCUUAGGCAGAGGCACCUUCGGCCAGGUGGUCAAGUGCUGGAAGAGGGGCACCAACGAGAUUGUUGCCAUCAAGAUCCUGAAGAACCACCCGUCAUACGCGCGCCAGGGCCAGAUCGAGGUGAGCAUCCUGGCCCGGUUGAGCACGGAGAGUGCAGAUGACUACAACUUUGUGCGUGCCUAUGAGUGCUUCCAGCACAAAAACCACACGUGCCUGGUGUUCGAGAUGCUGGAGCAGAACCUGUACGACUUCCUCAAGCAGAACAAAUUCAGUCCAUUGCCGUUGAAGUACAUCAGACCGGUCUUGCAGCAGGUGGCCACGGCCCUGAUGAAGCUCAAGAGCCUGGGCCUGAUUCACGCUGACCUGAAGCCGGAGAACAUCAUGUUGGUGGAUCCCUCCAGGCAGCCCUACCGCGUCAAGGUCAUCGACUUUGGCUCGGCCAGCCACGUGUCCAAAGCCGUGUGCUCCACCUACCUGCAGUCCAGAUACUACAGAGCUCCAGAGAUCAUCCUGGGUCUGCCGUUCUGUGAGGCCAUCGACAUGUGGUCUCUGGGCUGUGUCAUCGCUGAGCUCUUCCUGGGCUGGCCCCUCUACCCAGGGGCCUCCGAGUACGACCAGAUCCGGUACAUCUCUCAGACACAGGGGCUGCCUGCGGAAUUCCUCCUGAGUGCAGGGACUAAGACUACCAGGUUCUUCAACCGAGUCACAGACUCUACCAACUACCCCCUGUGGAGACUGAAGACACCCGAGGACCAUGAAGGAGAGACAGCGAUCAAGUCGAAAGAGGCCCGGAAGUACAUAUUCAACUGCCUGGACGAUAUGGCGCAGGUUCAGAGCACUGUGAAUAUGACGGCAGAUCUGGAGGGUAGUGACAUGCUCGCGGAGAAGGCAGACAGGAGAGAGUUCAUCGACUUGUUGACCAAGAUGCUGACAAUCGACGCGGACAAAAGGAUCACCCCCAUCGAGACCCUCAAUCAUCCCUUCAUAACCAUGACCCACCUCCUCCCCCACAGCACACAUGUCAAGUCCUGCUUCCAGAACAUGGAUAUCUGUAAGCGUCGUGUGGGCAUGUACGACACGGUCAACCAGAGCAAGACCCCUUUCAUCACCCACGUGGCCCCCAACACCUCUACCAACCUCACCAUGACCUUCAACAACCAGCUCAACACUGUGCACAGCCAGGCCACCAACCUGGCUCCCUCCACCACCAGUGCCACCCUUUCCCUUGCCAACCCCGAAGUCUCCAUACUAAACUACCCAUCUGCACUCUACCAGCCGUCCGCAGCCUCCAUGGCUGCCGUGGCCCAAAGGAGCAUGCCCCUGCAGCCCGCGGCCCCUCAACUCUGUCCUGCCCGGCCUGACCCCUUCCAGCAGGCCCUCAUCGUCUGUCCACCAGGCUUCCAAGGGCUGCAGGCUUCCCCGUCCAAGCACACAGGCUACUCUGUGCGGAUGGAGAAUGCCGUUCCUAUAGUGACGCAGGCCCCCGGCGCUCAGCCGCUGCAGAUCCAGACAGGCCUGUUGACACAGCAGGCCUGGCCCAGUGGCACCCAGCAGAUACUCCUACCCCCGGCCUGGCAGCAGCUUACCCACACCUCGGUCCAGCACGCCACCGUCAUCCCAGACUCCAUGAUGGCCUCACAGCCCCUGGCUAACUGGAGGAAUUCUCACCAGCACAGUGGCCAUUACAAUCCCAUCAUGCAACAGCCGGCGCUGCUGACUGGCCACGUCACCCUACCAUCCAACCAGAACCAGCCUCUCAAUGUGGGCGUGGCCCAUGUGAUGAGGCAACCAUUGACCAAUAACAACAACUCUUCUUCCAAAAAGACCAAGCAGCAUCAGAUGACUGCCAGGAACGUGUCUGCAUACGAGGUGUCCUCCUCCCAGGCGGUACUGUCCCCACAGCGCUCCAAACGGGUGAAGGAAAACACCCCUCCACGCUGUGCUGUGCUCCAGAACCACGCCCCCUCCUCCAGCUCUGGCUGUGGACCCCCACAGGGUUGCGGAGGGUGGGGAGUGGGUGAAGCAGAGCAGGCUUCCAGCACCACCCAGGACCACCACCAGCACCACAACAGGCCGCGUCAGACCAUCAUCAUCCCUGAUACACCCAGCCCCGCUGUCAGUAUAAUCACCAUCAGCAGUGACACAGACGAGGAGGAUGAUCACAAGCAGAGCAACACCAACCAUACCAGUUCCAGACAAUUCCACCCGGCACAGCCAGAAGUUGACUGGCCACCCAUCAGAGCCUGGUUCCUCUCUAGGUUUCUUCCUAGCUUGUCCAAGCAUAGGAAGAACGUCAUCAGCUGUGUGACGGUACACGACUCCCCCGACUCGGACCUGUCCAGUAACAACAGUCCCUAUGCCGUAGAGUCCAGGCUGGCCAACAACAACGGCUACCAUGACUCCAAGACCACCUUGCUGGACAACUACAGCAACGGCAACAACCCCCGCACCAUCAUCAUCCCCCCUCUGAAGAGCCAGUCCAGCGAGGUGCUGAGCGAGUGUGAGCGCCUGAUGCCAGGUAUCUACACAGAUAUCUACACAGAUGCAAUGAAUCAUCAGAAUUCGGCGUAUAAGUUCAAAACCUCCAACGGCGUGGGCAUGAUGUCUGGCAACAACCACCUUUCGGGGGGUAUGGCUUACCGACAGCAGCGCUCAGGGCCACACCCCUUCCAGCAGCAGCAGCCUCUCAAUCUCAGCCAGGUAUGGAGAGAGAGCCAAGCCCAGCAGCACAUGGUAGCUGAGAGGAACGGAGGCCACCGGCGCCAGCAGGCUUACAUCACCCCAACCAUCGCAGCCCAGGCCCCCUACUCCUUCCAGCACCACAACAGCCCCUCUCACACUGCCAACGUGCACACCCACCUGGCUGCCACCCACCUGUCUGCCACCCACCUGUCUGCCACCCACCUGCCCGGCCAGCCUCACCUUUACACCUACACCGCCGCGCCCGUCGCCCUGGGCUCCACGGGCACCGUGGCCCACCUGGUGGCAACUCAGGGCUCGGCCCGCCACACGGUCCAACACGCCACAUACCACACACCGGGCAUCGUCCACCAGGUGCCUGUCAGCAUGGGGCACGGUGUGCUGCCCUCGCCCACCCUCCACCACAGCCAGUACCAGGCCCAGUUUACCCACCAGACGUACAUCAGCGCCUCGCCUGCCUCCACUGUCUACACUGGAUACCCACUGAGCCCCACCAAGGUGAACCAGUACCCUUACCUCUAGAGCCAAGCCAACACACUGGAGACCCAGAACCCCCCCCCCAACCCCAACCCCAGCACUACUGAUGCUGCUCACCCCAUGUCCUCCAUCCCUAUCCCUACUCCACGGACAGAGAGAUAGAGAGACAUGCAUUCUUUAUGAAACUGUCACAUUUAACUUGAAGAUAUAACGACAGAGAGGAAAAGGGAAAUUACACAGCUCCUCUAAGGGUAAGGAGGUGUGCAUUUUUUUCUCCAAAAGGGCCAGUUUUGCUUUGUUUUCUCUCUUGGUUUUAUUUUAUUUUUCUCAUUCUUUUACAGCAAGGUCUUCGUGACAGGCGUUUGAGAGAGAUGGAGGGUUUCUGUUCUUCUAACACGGCUUUUUGUUUUGUCUUCUCCUCUUGAAUUGGGGGUCCCUCUCUGGAUGUUGGAAUUCCCACUGUGAGAAUUCCCAUGAGGAUUUGGGAAUGAAGGUGAAAUACGGAAACCUGCUGCUCUUCAAAGAAUUUUAAAAAAUAACGAUGGCCUUGAACUGUCUUAAACAUUUCCAAAUCAUUCAAGGUGUGGGAGAGAGAACGAAGCAACCUCCUUCUCCAACAGACAACCGGAGUCAGGAAUCUUCUGGAAAUAUAACCAACGAAAGACAAAAAAAAACAUUAAAUGUAUUUAUAGCUAUUUUCCCUUCGAUUUUUCGUUCUCACCUUUUUGAGGAGACUUAUGUUAUAGGUAUAGGAGUCUUAGCCGGGCCCUGUUUUUAGAAUGUAGCAGUCUGCACCCAGAUUCUUUUAUCAAGAGCUUUUUCUGAUACCAAUAGAAUUUAUUUGUUUCUCUUUUUUCCAAUGUGAUUGCACAAAGUGGUUAUAAUAACAUAGGCAUGUACAACGUGAUUAUCUGUGUGUGCGUGUGCUACUGUCAGCCAUGUGUGUGUAGUCCACCUCCUCUUGCACCUUUGUGCUAUAAUUCUCUGAAUCCUCCGCAGUCUUAGGUUUGACCAUUGUUCCCUUGUAGUGCCUUACAGAUAUAACGACACAGUUUAUGUCGCUGGAACCUUGAGAGCCAACAGACUAGCUGGAACUGGUUCCUUGGUUUGACAUGUUAUUGUCGGGGCAGUUUUUGAUUUCUCUUCCAGGUGUAGGCUUAGCCCCUAGCUCUGUUUCCUAUCCUUAUGACAGUAUACUACAGAGGUCAGAGGUCAGAGUUCAUAUUUGCCUGACCUUUGGCUUUUUUGUUAAGUGUGCAUGAGUUUAACUUGCUUAGGGUACUGAACCAAAGUUGUUAGAUCAAUCCUCGUCACGUUGUGUGCUGGGUAUUAAUGUUAAUAUGUGUACAGUACUAGCCUUUCUCACCGUGAUAUCCAUACAUACGAUGGCUUAGGUUUGAGAUGUCUUACUUUGUUUUUAAAUCACACGAGGAAUUGGUUCAGAGGAAUGAUAGAACAGAGAAGUAUUAGCACAAGGAUCCAUUUUGGGGCAAUGGAAAAUGCAGAAAUACAAGAAUGUGAAUGUCAAAAACAUGUAUGUGAUGAGUUCAACAUAGGGCGAGGGUGACAGAGUCCAGAGUUCGACAACAAAAUAGCAAAAGCCCGAUGGGAAGUUGUGGUUGCUAUGGCUGAGAUCCCGAGAAGGCCAGUGAGAGAGAGUCUGGUUGGUUGCAUUGGGGAAGCAGAGUAUUGAGGGCUGGUGAGAGGGGUUGCUGGGUAGGAGUCAGACCUGGACUCAAAUAAUAUUUCAAAUCUUACAAAUACUUUGAACAUUUGUUUUAGCCUGCCUGGAUUGCCAGAUGGGCUAUGUUUGCAGUUUAGCAAGUAUUACUUCCAUUGCGCCAGGCAAACUCAGGCAAGCCCAGCUAAAGUGUUUGAAAUGAUUUCUAAUAGUAUUUAAACCCAGAUCUGAGUAAGUGAGGGGCUACUAGAAAGAUUUGGGUUGGGAUGGGUAGGAACUGAGGAUGGCAGAGUGGUAGUGUGGCAUUCCUCAUGUUAAUUGGACUAAAAGAAUUAGCAUGUUGGCACUGAGCAGGUUGGUAGGAACAGUGGGUAGGAGUUACAUUGGCUACAUGGAUGCACACCUAACUAUGAUACAAGUUGUUGUGUUGUUGUUGUCUUGCAAAGAUAAAUGGAAGUGAUUUAGUCUUUUCUGCUCUGAGGGUUGUGUAGCACCUCUCAGCAGAGAGCGAGAGACUGGAACGGAACAGAAAUGCUACAGUGUACACCUGGAAGGUCUUCCUAUGAAAUGGGCUUCAUUUGUUAACACUAUCUCUGUUUUGUCUUUGGAAUGUGUUCACAGACACCUCACCACCAGAAAGGGAUACCAGAUAUGUAGUAAGAGAACUGAUUGGCCUAUUGCUUCUAUGUGUUUGCUACUCAAUUUAACAUCCGUUUCAUUUGUCUUAGCCAAUGAUAUAUGAAUAAUCUCGCUGUUAUAUGUUAUACUGUCCUCAUUAAGUGGGCACAUCAGAACUGCUUGUGGUUUUAGGAAGAGCCUUCCCCCUUAUCCCUUCAUAUCAUGCCAUAGUACUUGCAUUUGAAGUGAUUGUUUUAUUUUUAUGUUACCAUUGAACUUUUGAAAUGGCUGUAGGUACAGUAUAUAUUGUGUUAUUUUACAGAUAGUUGCAAUCAAGUGUUUUGAUGAUUUGUUAUUAGGCUCAUUUCUAUUUUGAUUUGUAACUGGGAGUUGCUGUACGUUGAUGUUAAGUAUUCCUAGGAGGGUGUGUAUACCUAUGUAACGUGUUCAGGCACCGUUGACAAUAAUAAGGUUGUGAAGUUGAUGAUGAUCCAUUGGGGCCCUUAUAGGUACUGUAGGUCAUUUAGGCUUGAGUGGGUCAGACCCAGGUUUGCUCCUCAAACCAAACCUAAAACAACAGCAUCUUGGUACUUCACCAAUAUGCCACCGCGCUCCCUCCAACCGGCUCCACCAUGCAAGCCUUGGGUUCCUGGCAGUCAAAGAUGUGGUGUAGAGAUACCGUGCCGUAGGUAUACAUUGCUGGUUGCAUCAUUUUCUUUCUGUUCUGUGUUGUACCUUUGUUUGUACGUUUUUGUUCCUUUCCAUAAGGCCUGUGGGCCUAAGCACACACAUAAGAGAGAUGCUUUUCCACGCGAGAGUUUGGCGCCUCCAUAAAGGGGUAGACUACUGAAACAUUCCACUGCAGAGAGAAUCCGGCAUCCAUACUGCACACCCAACAGCCCCUAUAGCUCUCUGUUCACUUGUCAUUUGGGGACGUUUCUUUUUUUCCCACCAAAGAAAUUCGACACGAUGAUGUACAGUACAAACACAAACAAUCCCCAAUGUGGUCUGGCAAUAGCGUCUGCAUUAAAGGUACAUGUUUAGACCAGAAGUUAUUGCCAGACCACAUUGGGGAUUGUUUGUGUUUGUACUGUACAUCAUCAACAUGUCGAAUUUCUUUGGUGGGAAAAACAAAAGUCCACAAAUGACAAGUGAGAUGUGCGCACAUAUAGUACUGUAGAAAUACAUACAGUCUGUGCACAACACACACAUAUGACUGAUUAGAGUUGCCACAAUAUCUGCUUAUGGUUGAGCUAUUUUGAAGGAGUUUACUGUCAAUUGCAGUCCACCAUUCUCAAACAUCUAUGAUUUGAACCAUGUAUUAUUUGAUAUCUGUCACUUGUUUCCCCCUAAAUGUAAAAAUGGAAUUCUUCGAAUUGUUUUAUAUAAGUGUUUUUUUACGUUGUUAAAGUUGUAUUUUAGCUUUAUUAAUGUUGUAAGCAAAUGAAUUUUUUAAAAACAAAAACAUGUUAUAAGUUAGUGUGCCAUGGAAUGACCUAUAGAGUGAAAUGAAUAAAAAAAUAUAUAUCAAUAAUACCUUUAAAAUAAUGGUCACGAGCACAACAUGAAUGUAAUAUGUGACCUGCUUCAUCUGAAAUGCUUUAAAUAUUUCUGCUUGAGUGACCAUUAGUUAAAGUAAACAUUUGAUUUCUACAUUAUUUGUUGCCAUGCAAGAUGCAAUAAGUCUGUGAUUCCAGCAAAAACAACUUGAGUUAGCAUAAAUUCAUUUGAAAAAGUCAACAUUUUUAUUCCGAUAUGGGGUUUUCAAAUAUGAUAUAUUCGAUUUCAUUCUAUUUUUUUUCUCCAUGUAUAAUCUAAAUUUAGCAAAUUACGAGAAGCCCUUUGAAUCUUACGCUCAAUUUUCUUUCAACGUACUUGCUAUAUUUUGAAUGAGAACAUGUAUUUGAAUGUGUAAAAUAUGUUAGUAUCGUACUACUUUGUUUAACAUGCGUUAUGUGUUUUAUUAAGGAAAAUAUUAAUCAGAAAUGCGAGCAUCAACAUAGAUCCAGUGACCUUACAAUUACCAAAAUGUGCUUCUUUAGAGUGUCAAGAAAUUCUUGUGGUAAUGAAGUUGCUUUACUUUGAAACAUUGUCUCUCCCCUGCUACUGUAGCCAUUUCAAUGUUAGAAUACUGCCUUCCAAAUAACUGAACGAUAUCAUCAGAGCUUUAAGAUGUGGUUUCAAUGAAAGAGAGCUGUGUAAAGCGGCCUCUUUGUGAAGCCUGGUAUUUUUACAGCUUUGUUCUUGAAAUACUCUCGCUACACAAGAAGCGCUCAGCUUCCAACUUUUCCCACAGUGUGUUUGCGAGUACUCUUCCUGGAGUUUUGUUUGAAGUUAGUGCGAAACAUUCCUGAAGACAUGGCACACAUUUCCAGUUAGUCCUCUCAGGCCAAACCCAUCUGAAGUGACUGGAAUCAUUUUAACACCUUACUAGACAAGAAUAAUAAUCUUACACCCACUACACUCCUUUGAAACGUUUUGCAAUCAUUUCAUUGGAGCUUUGCAUAGCACAUUCUCCCAAAGAAGCAGGGAGGUGGGAGAAGUACUUAUUUUAGGAUGAUUUAGGUUAUAUACAUGAUAGAAACUCCAUAAACCAGUAACAACACAUUCUUAAAGCCUUUCUGUAUGAGAGUUGGUCUGUGUGUGUUUGUGUGUUUGUCAAGGGAAUCACCUCCUUCAUUGUUUUUUUCUUUGGUGAUUCAGGCUGAAUUGGUUAAGGGUUUGAUGCUGUCUGUAAUGGAAUAGAUUAAGUGUUAUCAUUUGGCCAGUUUUUGUACACAUGUACUUGAGAACCAAAAUGUAUUUUAUGAUUUUUUUUUUUGAGGUCUCUUUUUUGAUUAUGGACUAACAGUUUGAAACAAUUUGGUUGAGAACGUUUAUUCUUUAGCUAGUUCUUUCCAGCUCAAAUUGUAAAUAAGCAUUGUAGUAAAGUCCUUCAGAGGAUGGGUUCUUGCCUAAUGAAUUCCUAUAGAUAAAGCCCAACACAAACCUUAUUUCUCCACAGUUGACAGCGGUACAAGAGAUGAGACGUAGCAGUAAAGCGCUGUAACUGUCAUACUGUAGCCAUUUUGCAGUCAUCUUGAUCAUGAUUUCGAUUUUGUACUUGCACAAUGAAAUGGGUAAAAAUCGACAUUUUUCUACAAAGUCUCAAGACCUAAAAAGCAUCAAACCCUGACCCCGUUGUGUGUCCAUUGCUAUAUGGUUUGUUAAUGAUGUUCAAAUCUCAUAAGUUGUCGUUCAGGCUAUUGUGUGCUGCAGUAUUUCCUAGUAUACUUCUUUGUUAAUUGUCUCUCAUUUACGUUUAUCAGGGAUUUUUUGAGAAGUGUUUGUUGACUCCUUGUUUCAAUCUGUUCAUGUAUCGUUCUAUCUACCCUGUUCCUUAGACUAAUAUUACUGAGUAUGUUAUGAGAAUGGAUAUUUUACUGGCUUUAUAGAAUGUUUAAAUAUAAUAAUGAGAAUAAGAAGAAUGAUUCAUUAAACUCCUAACAAGUUGAGUAAUUGGCUAUUAAGCGCUUGUGUUACCAUUUAAGAUGUUGUGUGCUUCUCUUAAUCAUUUUCGUUGUAGAAAAAUUGAGUGAAUUUAUAAUAGGCUUCGAAAAACUAAUGAUAGCAUUGUACAUUUACAGGAGGAUUUUAACCGACAACUUUGUCAUAGAAAAAAAAAGUGAUUUAAAUUGUCCUCUUUACUAACUGUAGGGUGAAAAGGGGCUGGCGUUGUGGUGAACUAUGUUCUAGCUUGUUAUUCACUGUCACUUUUGAUCAUUUCUUCGGUCUCCGAGGUGAAUCGAGUUAUUCAUGAGAAUUUGUAUGCUCACAUAUGCAUAUUGUAUAUGUGUAGAAAUGUAAUCACACUUUGUCUUGGAUUUACAUUAAACUGUUAAGUCACGGCACCAGUC
This is a messenger RNA of Oncorhynchus keta (chum salmon), 10383 nucleotides long. Its product is annotated as homeodomain-interacting protein kinase 2. The coding region runs from base 331 to 4233 and encodes 1300 amino acids. The transcript has 16 exons. Lineage: Eukaryota; Metazoa; Chordata; Actinopteri; Salmoniformes; Salmonidae. The record is from RefSeq and is a predicted model, not a curated record. Gene Ontology annotation, biological process: peptidyl-threonine phosphorylation; positive regulation of transcription by RNA polymerase II; smoothened signaling pathway. Gene Ontology annotation, cellular component: PML body; nucleus; cytoplasm. Gene Ontology annotation, molecular function: protein tyrosine kinase activity; transcription coactivator activity; protein serine/threonine kinase activity.